AUGCGAUCUCAAGCUUGUCGCAUUCUGAUCUCUCCUCUCAGACCUCAAAUCAUAUCUCUCCGCGCUACGCCGGCCACUCGGCUUCUGUCCAGUUCGUCACGCAAGUCUCCCACAGCCGGUCUCAAGGCCCUCAGAGCGGCGCCAACUAUCCCGUUCAUCGGCGCCUUCUUCAGCUCCAAUCGAAAUACCGAAUCAUCAGAGGCCAUGUCAUACCCCGACCAGCGAAGCGAAGACCAGUGGAGGGCGGUCCUCAACCCAGAGCAGUUCCGUAUUCUCCGCGAAAAGGGAACCGAGCGCGCCGGUACUGGUGAAUACGAUUCCCACCACCCGUCGAAGGGUGUUUACAACUGCGCAGGCUGCGAUGCGCCGCUCUAUACCGCUGAUCACAAAUUCAAGUCUGGUUGUGGCUGGCCCGCAUACUUUGACUCAAUUCCCGGCGCUGUGACCAGACAUGUCGACAGCACCUUCGGCAUGAAGCGGACGGAGAUUGUUUGUUCCAACUGCGGGGGUCAUCUCGGACAUGUGUUCGAGGGCGAAGGAUACAAAACCCCCACAGAUGAGCGUCACUGUGUCAACAGUGUCAGUCUGCGCUUCACCGAAGAUGCUGGUUCCAAAGAGCCCAAGGCGAAGGCUUGA
Penicillium brevicompactum is the source of this 636-nucleotide messenger RNA. RefSeq names its product peptide-methionine (R)-S-oxide reductase. The transcript is spliced from 2 exons. Lineage: Eukaryota; Fungi; Ascomycota; Eurotiomycetes; Eurotiales; Aspergillaceae. Gene Ontology annotation, molecular function: peptide-methionine (R)-S-oxide reductase activity. Bases 1 to 636 code for a protein of 211 amino acids. Gene Ontology annotation, biological process: protein repair; response to oxidative stress. The record is from RefSeq and is a predicted model, not a curated record.